UAUCACACGUUUAAAAUGCCACUGUGUUUGUUUAAGAUUUUGUUCGUGUGAAAUUACAUUAAAAACGGGCAGUUGCACAUUUUUAUGUCAAAAAAUAGGAAAUAUAAAUUUUUGGUUUUGACAAAAAGACAGAUGUCGCUGCGCUCACUUAACCUCAAAAUUUUGUUUACUGUCUGCAAUUUUGAAAGGUUCAAUUUUUUGUUUAAAAAAUAUGGAAAGUGACAAAAGUGACAUUUAUGACAAUUUGCCACCCACUAUCGACUUAUCUGACGAAGUUGAUAAGCUACAGCAACAAAACAAUCAACUUGUGGAUCACAUCAAGUCAUUGGAGGCCGAUAUCGAAAAACUAUGUGCAACAAUAAGGGAAAUGAAAAAGACGCAAGACAACUUGUCGAAAAAUAUAUCAGAACUGUUCAAAACCGCCAAAACUGAGAUUGAGAGAAAGGACAGGAUUAUCAGUGAUUUGAGGGCAGAGUUGGAUCGUUUCAAGUCUGUGAAAAAGCCCAGUUUUCCUUUCAAACGUGAGAGGGAUAACAGCCCCAGUGUUCAUAAAUUUGUGGAAGAACCAGCUCCCAAAAAAGUGAGGACUGAACGUGACGUUAAAAAGAGGCCAAGAAGUCGUUCGCGGUCUAGAGACAGGUCUAAGUAUUCCCAUAAAGAAAACAGCAAAAGCCAUCAUAAUCGAGACUUGCAUAAGAAGCACUCAAAUAGCGAAAUUAACCACAAAACGCCAUCCACUAAAGCGAGACAUGAAAGUACCGAAAAAAGAAAGGAAGACAAAGAAGCAAAAAGCACAAAAGAUGGAGCUGCAAAAGAAAUUAAGAAAAUAGAGAAGAGUGACAAGCAAGAAAAGAAAUUUGAGGAAAAUAAUAACAAACGUUUAAUGGUAAAAAUUGAUAAAAUAAAUGCAAGUGAAGUCGAAAUCGUGACAAGUAACAGAAAUACAGAAGAGAAAAACAGGGAUGAUAAGCAAGAAAAGAAGGUGGAAGAGGAUUUGAAGAAAACGGAAGAAAGCAAGGCGCAAAAUACAAAAGGAGAGAAAAACAGUGAAGAAAAUAUUAAAAAGAGUCUAAGUGAAAAAAACGUAAAUAACGUGGAAGUGGAAACAUUAGAGAACAAAACAAAGACACCGACAAUUGAAGACAAAACAAUAAGUGAAUUGAAAGUUGCAGAAGAAAUGAAAGUACAGAAGAAUGAGAAUCAAGAAGAAACAAGUUCCAAUAAUACAAAAAAUACAGAUGAGAAAAACAUUAGCUUACAAGAAAAUAUUAAAAAAAAAUCCACGGUAAAAGUUCACAAAAACACAUCAUCUCGUAAUGAGGAAGUAAAAAAAUCAAAGAUCCAAACAAAACCGAAAAUUGCGGAAGAAAUGAAAAUAAAGCAAAAUGAAAAUCAAACAGGUUCCGAUAAUAUAAAUGAUUCUGGACAAAAAAUUGCCUCACAAGAAAAUACUAAAAAAAGUGCUAUUGCAAAAGUUUACAAAAACAUAUCGUGUAAUGUGGAAGUAAGAAAAUCAAAGCCCCAUGCAGAUAAACCGAAAAUUGUGGACGUAACAACUGAGUUAAAGGUUGCAGAAGGAGAAACGCAAGUAAAGAAAAAUGAGAAUCAAACAGAAGAAACAACUUGCAAUAACACAAAUGCGAAAAAAAUUGACGCGCAAGAAAAUAUUCCAAAAAAUUUGAGCGUGGAAAUAAAAAAAUCAAAGGUCAAAGCAAAUAAACCGAAAACUGAGGACGUAAUUAAAAGUGAGUUAAAGGUUGCUGAAGAAACGCAAGACAAGAAAAAUGCGAAUCAAACCGAAGAACCAAGUUGUAAUAACACAAAUGAGAAAAAAAUUGAGGUGCAAGAAAGUAUCCCAACAAAUUUGAGUGUGGAAAUAAAAAAAUCAAAGGUCAAAGCAAAUAAACCGAAAACUGAAGACGUAACUACAAGCGAGUUAAAGGUUGCUGAAGAAACGCAAGUACAGAAAAAUGAGAAUCAAACAGAAGAGCCAAGUUGUAAUAACAUAAAUGAGAAAAAAAUUUACUUGCAAGAAAAUAUUCCAAAAGAUGUGAGUGUGGAAAUAAAAAAAUCAAAGAUCAAAGCAAAUAAGCCGAAAAUUGAGGAUGUGACCACCAAAUUAAAACAAAAAUUGGGCGACGGAGCACAAAAUGAGGCGGUUUUUUGCGUUUUGAAUGAUUUAAACAUUAGUAGCGAAUCUGUUGAUGAAAAAAUGAAUUGCUUCGCAACGCCAGAAUUUACGGAUAACACCGUGAUUGCGAAAGAAUUGGAUAAUACUCAAACCGACAAGAAAGAAACAAUAAUUGUGGACCUAACUUUGGAUCACACUGAGGAAGAAAUACCAGCUAAGGAGUGUAAGAAAAGCACAGAAAAGGCCAAAGUUGUGACAGGAUCGAAGAAAAUCAAAGACAGUGCUCCGAGAAAAAGGCAUUCCACUGGCAAGAAAGAGAAAACGGAGGAAGACACAGUCCAUAAAAAAGAGAUAAAGGAGAAAAGGCUUUCAGGUGGAAAGGAAAAACCGGAAUCAAGUCGUAUUUUACGAAGCGCCACGAAGAAGAAAUCCAAUGAAAACAUCCAAGUGCCUGGGGAAAAUCAUGCAAAAGAGAAAACUUUGUGCCCUUCCGAUUUAUUCAACAGUGAUGGUUGUGUUAACCUAACGGACGAAGGGGAAAUACCCAUUUUACACAUAUCGGACCCGGAAAACCCCCAAAACGAGCAACAAUGUACUUCAACGCCUGUCAGGCCAACGCCUCUAGAAAUGCAAUUUUUGGAAGACUUGCAUCUUUCGAUAAGUGGGGAUAAAGUGUCGGAAACAAAUAACGGUGAACAGAAAACUCCCAAUACGUCUUCCGCGAAGAAACGGCGCAGGGUCGUUGUUACCAUGAUUGAUUAAUCCAUUUUAUUGUAAUAAAAACUUUUAUUUUGGA
Tribolium castaneum (red flour beetle) is the source of this 2927-nucleotide messenger RNA. Its product is annotated as myb-like protein X. The transcript has 3 exons. Bases 212 to 2893 code for a protein of 893 amino acids. The record is from RefSeq and is a predicted model, not a curated record. NCBI's taxonomy places the organism in Eukaryota, Metazoa, Arthropoda, Insecta, Coleoptera, Tenebrionidae.